This is a messenger RNA of Kazachstania africana CBS 2517, 399 nucleotides long. It is a transcript of the gene RNH203, whose product is annotated as Rnh203p. NCBI's taxonomy places the organism in Eukaryota, Fungi, Ascomycota, Saccharomycetes, Saccharomycetales, Saccharomycetaceae. Gene Ontology annotation, cellular component: ribonuclease H2 complex. The record is from RefSeq and is a predicted model, not a curated record. The transcript has a single exon. Gene Ontology annotation, biological process: RNA catabolic process. Bases 1 to 399 code for a protein of 132 amino acids.
AUGAGACAGGAAAUAGUUCUAGAAAGUACAGGCGAAAAUGCAAACAAAUCAAUUCAUUUGAUACCAGCAAGAGUGAAAUACACAGGUCCUACUACAGAAUUCGAAGACAAUUUCAAGAAUGACCCAAAUGAAAGCGAGUCUCAUGUUAGAUAUCUGAGGGGCAAGAAGCUUCUGGGCACCGACAUAUUAUCCAGUAUUCCAGGGCGUAAAGGUUACAUUAUAGAAAAGAAAAAUGGAAAAGCUGACGAAGGGCAAGAGCAAGAAAAAGAGGCUUAUAUCACAUCUGGGCCGCUGACUUCUGUAAUCAAUUAUGAAAGAGAAGGUAAUGAAAAAAGAUCAGAAGAUGAAGUCUCGAAAUUUCAAGAAUACAUUUCAUUGAUCGAUAUAAUUCAUGGCUAG